This is a messenger RNA of Falco peregrinus (peregrine falcon), 4611 nucleotides long. It is a transcript of the gene RUFY3, whose product is annotated as RUN and FYVE domain containing 3. Gene Ontology annotation, molecular function: metal ion binding. Bases 288 to 2225 code for a protein of 645 amino acids. NCBI's taxonomy places the organism in Eukaryota, Metazoa, Chordata, Aves, Falconiformes, Falconidae. The transcript is spliced from 20 exons. Gene Ontology annotation, biological process: regulation of axonogenesis. Gene Ontology annotation, cellular component: cytoplasm. The record is from RefSeq and is a predicted model, not a curated record.
CUGUGGAUGAUGAGAGCCUAAUUGCCGUCCCUGCAUCAGCAGCGACUAGGAAGCAUCCUGGGAAUUGCUUGCCCUACGCUUGGAGCAGCUGAUCACAUGAGCCUGAAUUUUCAGUUCAGUUCAUUAGUCAGCCAUUUUGGUCAACACCCUGCUUACUGCGCACAACCAAUCCUAUCCGCACUCGCUGUCCUGGCUUAUCUGGGAAGAAAGGCACCAGCAGUUUGAUUUCAGCAAACCUGGAUAUCUGUCUCUACAUUCUUCCUUUGUUUUUGCUUGGCUGAGUCAUCAUGUCUGCUCUGACGCCUCAAAGCGACAUGCCAACCCCCACCACAGACAAGAUCACUCAGGCUGCCAUGGAGACCAUCUAUCUUUGCAAAUUCCGAGUGUCGAUGGAUGGAGAAUGGCUCUGCUUGCGCGAGCUGGACGACAUCUCGCUGACACCCGACCCAGAGCCUACCCACGAAGACUCUUGGGAGGAUUUGACAGAUGUGGUGGAGCAAUUGCGUGAUGAUACUGAAGAUCCUAAUUAUCUCAUGGCUAAUGAACGCAUGAACCUGAUGAACAUGGCAAAAUUGAGCAUCAAGGGGUUGAUUGAAUCGGCGCUUAAUCUGGGCAGGACGCUGGACUCUGACUAUGCACCUCUUCAGCAGUUCUUCGUUGUGAUGGAACAUUGCCUUAAACAUGGCUUGAAAGCCAAAAAGACUUUUCUUGGGCAAAAUAAGUCAUUCUGGGGACCUCUAGAACUAGUAGAGAAACUUGUUCCUGAGGCUGCAGAGAUUACAGCAAGUGUUAAGGAUCUCCCAGGACUGAAGACACCUGUGGGUAGAGGAAGAGCUUGGCUUCGCCUGGCUCUAAUGCAGAAGAAACUUUCAGAAUACAUGAAAGCCUUGAUUAACAGAAAGGAUCUUCUCAGUGAAUUUUAUGAGCCUAAUGCACUGAUGAUGGAAGAAGAAGGUGCCAUCAUUGCUGGCCUCCUAGUAGGUUUGAAUGUCAUCGAUGCGAACUUCUGCAUGAAGGGAGAAGACCUGGACUCACAGGUUGGAGUUAUUGAUUUCUCAAUGUAUUUGAAAGAUGGGAACAGCACAAAAGGCAGUGAAGGAGAUGGUCAGAUAACUGCUAUUUUGGACCAGAAGAACUAUGUAGAAGAACUCAAUAGACAUUUAAGUGCUACAGUAAACAACUUACAGGCCAAGGUGGAUGCCUUAGAAAAAUCCAACACUAAACUAACCGAGGAGCUUGCGGUUGCAAACAACAGGAUUAUUACACUGCAAGAAGAGAUGGAACGUGUUAAAGAAGAAAGUUCUUACAUCUUGGAGUCCAGUCGUAAGGUCACUAAAGACAGAACUGCUGAUGGACAUGCGCUGACUGAAGCACGGAAGCAGUUAAAGGAGGAGACUCAGCUGCGGCUGGAUGUGGAGAAAGAGCUGGAGGCGCAGAUCGGGAUGCGACAGGAGAUGGAGCUAGCCAUGAAGAUGCUAGAGAAAGAUGUUUGCGAGAAGCAAGAUGCGUUGGUGGCACUCAGACAGCAACUGGAUGAUCUCAGGGCCCUAAAGCAUGAACUCUCUUUCAAGCUGCAGAGUUCAGACAUGGGAGUGAAACAGAAGAGUGAAUUAAACAGCCGUUUGGAAGAAAAAACAAAUCAGAUGGCUGCCACCAUCAAACAGCUUGAACAAAGAUUGCGACAGGCAGAGAAGGACCGUCAGUUGGCUCAGCAGGACAACCGGCUCUUCAAGCAGGAGUUUGGGGACAAAAUCAACAGCCUCCAGCUAGAAGUGGAAGAGCUCUCCAGGCAGCGGAGCCAUCUUGAACUAGAACUGAAGCGGGAAAGAGACAGAUGGUCACACAGUCACCAACGCAGCCAAGACAACAAAAAAGGCACAAAGAAUUGGCUAAGACAGGAUGGGAAGCUCAGAAUCCAGGAAGAAAAUGCUAAACUGAAACAGCCACUAAGAGAGGAGAACAGUGUCCUGCCACACAAGUUACUGAGCAGCACGCAGGAGGAGCAGGAACAGCUGUCAGGACCUGAAAAUGCCGAGAUCUGCCAGCUCUGCCAGGAAGAAAGCAGCCGGAGCAAAAAAAAGAAUAUCUGCAAGAACUGCGGUGGCACCUUCUGUGAAGCCUGUUCAGUGAAUGAGCUGCCCCUCCCGUCUAGCAUUAACCCCGAGCGCGUCUGCAAUCCCUGUCACAAGCGGCUCAUCCAGCAGUAUUCCAGCAGUCCCUUGUAGGGGACAGGCUGCAGAGAGACGUGACAAAACACGAUGACGUUGGUUUCUGGGGUUGUUCAGGGGGAAUGUGAAGACGCGACGCUCACCUGCAUUCUUUGGAGGGCGGAGGGGAAGCAGCUUCGUGGCGUUCACCGUCUCUUGUGACUAAACAACAGCCUGAGCCUUCCCUGUCCAGCAACCUGCCUGCUCCCAGACCUCAGCCAGUGCUGGGGAGAACCGCCUGGGGAAUGUCAUGUGGAGCAGCCCCAGGGUGCGCCCGAGCAGCCUCAGGGCGCAGCGAGAGCAGAGAGCCCCUGCCCCCCAAAAGAGAGCUCUGUGUGUGUGUGUGUGUGUGCACCUGUGUCUGUGCCUGCGAGUCGGGCAAUGCUCGUGUUCAGGCGUGUGCUGUGGAAGUGCUGCUGCUAAGCCAAGGCUCACUGAACGCAGAAGAGGAGCGGGUUUGAUCCUCAUGUCUGGCUGCACUUGGAAUUUCGCCUUUCCCGUUGCCUUUGACAAUCUGGCUCAACUGUGCUCCAUCAGUGCCAGGGGUAAGGAGGCCAGGUAAGAUGCCCAUAAACACUUUCUAGCUUCAUUUCUUUGGCACAGCCCUCUGGCCAAGGGCUUGCCAUGCAAAUCAGUAUGGAAAAAUCAUACAAAGCUGUGAAAGUUCUCCUUCUGUAUUUUAGGGGGUGGGGGGUGUAGGUGUUUUUGAGGUGUGCAUGAUGCGAGAACUAGGACCUGCACUGAUCUGGCACGGAAGUGCCUUAUGGCAUCUCUGACCUUCCUCUCGGAGACCCUCACUGUGACUUCAUGAUUACACAAGGGUGGCCAGAGCCGAGGGUGCAGCUGUACCUUCUGCUCUUGGUGCGGCACCUGGAAGGAUUGGAUCCCCAAGUAUUUAGAUACCCAGUUGUCAUCAUGACACCAAAGGUUUAGAGCCACUUUGAUCUGCCUCUUCCCCCGUGUGCAUGUGAAAAAGUCAUAAAACAGGUGUUUCACUUUUAUUAGCUCAGAAUGAAGGGGAGAUGAAAUCGGAGUGUUUCUCACCUGGUAGAAAUUCUAAUUUGAAACACAGUUUAAAGAGGUUUCGGACUUUGUGCUACAUCAUUCUUUGUUGCUAUUACCUCAAGGAAUUUUAUGUCGCUCCAAAAAGCGGUGGUGGUUCCUCACGAAGCACCUAGCAUGUCAAAGUUGUGUUUGGUCCGUCUUAUACUGGAAGCCUACUUCAGUCUUGAAGACCACAGAAUGUUCUGUAGCCCAUAGAAAACAGAUGUAUUUACAUGUGACAAAUGCAUUUGGUUUUGUACAGAUUUGAUUAGGGGUUAGUGGUUUCAUGCCCCGGAGGGGUUUUUCUGUUCGUUAGACUGUCUGGAACCGCAUUAAAAAGCGUGUCAGAGCUGAGCUUAUUUACGUGGUUGGUGCUAGUUUGUACCAGGAAUUAUUUUUCUAGUUCCCUGUAGGCAUUGGUGUGUUCAGCCACCCAAGUUCUCCAACUCCCCUUGGUACCCUUCAGAGCCAGAGCACUUCGCAGGGGGAGCAACUUUAAGUAGUUUUUCUGUGGUUUGUUUGUUGGGUUUUUUCCCCCUUGUGGUAGUGACAUUUCCUUGCUGCUAUCCCUUAAAGUAGAUUAGUGGCUGUAAACAGUGUUGAAGUACAAGCCUAGAAUUCAAGUGUGGGCACACUGCUUUGACGGGGUGAGACACCAGAGAUGAACAGAGAAGACACAGAAUUUAGUGGAAAUCUUUUUGUGUACGUACUGUACACAGCUACGGGAUUUCAGGUUCCUCCAUCCAAGCCCAGCGUGACUCAUGCGCCAAGGAGCAAGUGAGACCCAAGCAACUUCCAUGUUAGAGGAGUAAACUGGAAACCGGGCCCUUACUGGAAAGGAUUUUAACACUGGCACACCCAGCAUUUUGCAGCUCUGAAGCGACAGCUUGUGACCUGUAUCCAGCUUCCAGCUGUCCCAGCAGGAACAGCUGCUGCUCUGCUUGCUCCGAGUGAGGGCUGGGACUGUUGCUGGUGUGCAGAGCAGGACGGCUCUCAGCAGCUCCUCUGAAAUCAUGUGAGAUUGUCACAAAUGAGCAGGGAACUGGCAGAAAACCCUUCAGAAUACAGGUCUGGCGACUACAGUGGCAUCUGGCAAGGUCAGAGUGAGACUGCGCUCGCUGCCAGCUGUGUCGGUGCUCGCCUCUUUCCUGGCAUCUCAGACUCCAGCAAGUAUCUCUGCCUCCAAGUACUGGAUGUUUUACGCUUGUAAUGCUGCAAUGUUCAAGGCACAUUUGUUCAGGUACCACUCGUAAUGCUGGAGCGUAGGCUGACACCUGAAUGUUUGGACUAGGGGGAGUGGAGGGCUGUUUUUCUGCUGUUAAUUUUGUUCCACACAAUAAUAAAAACUUGAACAUCUGUA